AUGAAAUGUUUAUCCUUAGUUACAGUUUAUUCUAGUUUUAUUGCUUUAGCUCGUGCUAACAAUUGGGCAACUUAUCCUUCCGUUGCCAAAUCUGCCAGUAUUAACGGAUUUGCUGACCCAAUUUAUACUAAACUACCCGAAUGUGGUCAAGAAUGUGUUGAUAUACCUACAGACAAUACGCCAUGUCCAUAUUGGGAUACUGGAUGUUUUUGUGUUAUGCCCCAAUGGGCAGGCUUAAUAGGUGAAUGCUUUGCUUCGAAAUGCUCUGGAGACGAUGUCGCCAGUGCUACAAGUUUAGCUCUCUCCUUAUGCUCGAGCGUCGGUGCUAACAUGUUUUUAGUCCCAGCAUCUAUCACCGCUGUACUUAAUGAAGCUGCUGCUGGAAAAGCACAACAGGAGGCUACUACCACUGAUUCCUCAGCUUCAUCUACAAGUAUCAGCGAGUCGUCGAUUCAACUGGGAUCUGAAUCCACAACCGAAAACUUAGCUAUGAUGAGUGCAAAUUAUGAUAUUCUCUCGGUAAUUGUUGUUCUUCUUGCCACUUUAUUCUUAUGA
This is a messenger RNA of Debaryomyces hansenii CBS767, 555 nucleotides long. Its product is annotated as CFEM domain-containing protein. The transcript has a single exon. The record is from RefSeq and is a predicted model, not a curated record. The coding region runs from base 1 to 555 and encodes 184 amino acids. Lineage: Eukaryota; Fungi; Ascomycota; Pichiomycetes; Serinales; Debaryomycetaceae.